CUUAUUUAUGACUGCAUACUUCAGGCGUGCAUACUUUCAGGGAGAAAAGCCGCCGACAUAUACUCAAUAGCCAUCUUGCUGUGCUUCCCGGUUAAAAUAGUCCCGGCUCAGCUAAAGCUCUGACGGGAGCUCAGUCAGGCCUUUCCUCUGGGGCGGCUCCCCUCCCCGCGCGGAAGAGGAGGCGCCAACCGCCUUCGACGCGAGCAAAGGCGGGCGGGCCCGCGUUUCAACCCGGCUUUGCGCCGCGCUCCGAGGGGCUUAGCCGGUGCGGGCAACCGAGCGGGUCGGCGGAGACCAUGUCCGGGGCGCGAAGAAGAGGCGCGGGAAAUUCUCUCGCCGGCUUCAGGCGGGGCGCGGGCGACGGCGCUGCGGCGGUGCCCCAGGGGCUGAUCCGGACGGCGCGGAAGAGUGGCCAGUUGAACCUCUCUGGCCGCGGGCUGACCGAAGUCCCUCCACAUGUAUGGCGAAUAAACUUGGAUACUCCAGAAGAGGCGAAGCAAAACCUUUCCUUUAGUGCUGAUGAACGGUGGUGGGAGCAAACCGAUCUCACCAGACUAAUAUUAUCUUCGAAUAAACUGCAGUGUCUUUCUGAUGAUCUAAGACUGUUGCCUGCUCUCACUGUAUUGGAUGUGCAUGAUAAUCAACUGACAUCUCUUCCUUCUGCUAUAGGAACACUGGAAAAUCUCCAGAAACUUAAUGUGAGCCAUAAUAGACUAACAGAUAUACCGGAGGAGCUUACGCAACUAAAACAUUUAAGAAGUCUACUUCUGCAGCACAAUGAAUUAAAUCAGUUGCCUGAUGAAUUAGGACAGCUUAUUAGUUUGGAAGAGUUGGAUAUUUCCAACAACCGUAUUUCUAGUAUCCCAACAAGUUUUCGUUUUCUAACAAAUUUGGUGCAGCUCAAUUUGACUUGUAAUCAUUUGAAGAGCCUGCCAGCAGAAAUCAGUGCAAUGAAAAGUUUGAGACAGCUUGAUUGCACAAAAAACUAUCUGGAAACGAUACCUCCUGAAGUGGCCAAUAUGGUAUCAUUAGAGCAGCUUUAUCUAAGGAGAAAUAAAUUGCGUUACUUGCCAGACCUUCCUUCAUGUAAAUUUUUAAAGGAGUUGCACGUUGGUGAAAAUCAGAUUGAAGUGUUAAAACCUGACCAUCUGAAACAUCUGAAUUCUUUGUGUGUAUUGGAACUAAGAGAUAAUAAGCUAAAAUCGCUGCCUGAUGAAAUAACCCUGUUACAGGGGUUAGAGCGACUAGACCUAUCCAACAAUGAUAUUAGUAGCCUUCCUUCCAAGCUAGGAAACCUGUCUCAGCUGAAGUUCUUGGGGCUGGAAGGAAACCCUUUAAGGACAAUCCGAAGGGAUGUUGUACAAAAAGGGACGCAAGAAAUUCUGAAAUACCUUAGAAGUAAAAUACAAGAUGAUGACAUAAUUGGUCCAAAUGGAGAAUUUCCUGUGACAGCAAUGACUCUGCCAAGUCAGUCAAAAAUUAAUCUGCAUGCUAUAACUGCAUUAAAAACAUUGGACUAUAGUGAAAAACAGGCAGCUGUAAUUCCAGAUGAAGUGCUGAAUGCAGUUGGAACCAAUCCAGUCACUACUGUAAAUUUCAGCAAGAAUCAGCUGACUGAAAUUCCAAUAAGAAUUGUGGAACUAAAAGAAUCAGUCUCUGAUAUCAAUUUUGGUUUCAACAAGCUCUCGUCUAUUUCUCUGGAGCUCUGUAUGCUUCACAGACUGACACAUUUGGAUAUUAGAAAUAACAUUUUGACAUCUCUGCCUGAUGAAAUGGAAGCACUGACAAAACUGCAAAUAAUUAAUCUUGCCUUUAACAGAUUUAAAAUAUUUCCAAAUGUGCUGUAUCACAUUCCAACUCUUGAAACAAUCCUCCUUGCUAAUAAUCAGGUUGGAUCCCUGGACCCUCUGCAAAUAAAGAAGUUGGACAGGCUUGGUACCCUAGAUCUUCAAAAUAAUGACCUCUUACAAGUACCACCAGAACUUGGGAACUGUGUCAAUCUCAGAACACAAUGCAAUAAUGAAGACCAUGAGCAAAGGAAAAAAUGGAACUGAAAAUAUUCAACAGCAAUUCCUAAAGGAAGAAAAAAUGUUUUGUGAAAGUGUAAGUCACUAUUUGAGUUCCAUCUUAAUUUUGCCCCAAAAGUACAUGAAAGCUGUAAACAUGGAAAAACCGAAUCAAUGUUACUAAACACUGUUGCUGUUGACAAUGAUACAUUCUGAACAUUAGCAGGGAUUAGCAUUUUGCUUAUAUUUCUGUGAUUUGCAUGAUUAUUUCUUAGAGAGGCAUGUAUUGCAGUCAGACACAGAACUCAGUACACUCACAAGUUAGCUCUGUACAACGCUGAAACUACUGGUUUUAGUUUGGUAAAUGGGUAGGCACUGCUGCUGCAAGAAAAGGAAGCAGAGAGUGGUAGGAUAAAGAACACUAUCCUUUGUGGAACAUAGCUUUCAUUCCAGAUAUCCUAGGCACAAGGUUUAUAAUAGGUUUUUGUUUUUAAAUUAACUACUGUUCCAUCUUUUAUUUAUAAAUUGGUCACAAGCAGGGCUUUUUUUCCAGCCAGAACUCACUGGAACUCAGCUCUGGCACCUCUCAGGUGGGUGCCAUUGCCAUCAUAAGAGAAGAAAGGAGGCGUUCAUGGUGAGUUCCAGUAUCUCUUUUUCUAGAAGAAACGGCACCGGUCACACAGGGCACCAUCCAGAGGGACUUGAUGCAACCAGUGUAGCUAAGAAGUCUGCCCUUUUUUGGGAAACAUUUCUCAUCUAGUCUCACUGCACAGCAAUUUCUGGGCGAGUUACAACAAAACAGUUUCAAAUUCACAAUACAGUUACUAAAAUGAGGCAUAGAGCCAGCCACCUAAAAAUAACAAUACUGGCAUCAGAUCUUGCUAUGUGCCUGUGUGAAUUACCAGAUAUCUAAAACUUAACAAGAUUUAGGUAUCAUGGAGGGGUGGUGUUGGUUCCAAAAUGGAAGCAUCAUCACUGAAAAAGCGUGUGAUGCUUUGAUGGGAGAUCACAUGGAAACAAGAUGUAUGCUGACUUGAGUUCCAUGAGGGAAGAAAGAGAUUAGUGUAGUGGCAAACCCAGUAACGGCAGAAGUUACAUUUUGACUACCUAUAUUUGUAGUCAUAGGGUUUCUGCAAUUGCUGCAGCACGUGGCUAUAAGCAGAACACAUGACUUUGAGUCUUAAUUAUGGUGGUUGCCUGAGUUAUCUGGUGGUCAUGUGUUAUAGCUCAUAUAUAAAUUAAAAUUUGCAUAUAGGUAAGAACAAUGGUUCCAAACCAAGAAGCUUUUGAAUUUAUUAAUGCAUGCAAUUGUAAGAGCAGACGUCUAUACUGCAAGAGGCAUUGGGGCCCCCUCUUACGGGAGAAAAGCACAUGACUCUUGCCAUCUACCGUUUUAAACAAAUACUUUGAGUUUUUCCUCACAAGUGUAUGUUCUGCCUGCCUGCAUAGAUACAUAACAAGCUUGUGUCACUGCCUCCAUGUAGUGAUGCUCCAUACACAUUAUGUUUUCCUGAACAGCUGUUGUGCUGAAUUGAAGGAAUGUCAGCCUUUCCCUUUAUUUUACUUACAGUGUAGCUCUAAUGUGAGAGUUGGUAAAUAAACCUUUAAGAACUGUUGCUAACGGAACUGGUGCCAUGGCAACCAAUGCAGCAGAGUCAAAUUCUAAAGAAGUGUAGAAUAAAUGUCAACUUUUGGAUUUCACUGUAUUUUUAAAUCAUUAUCAAAAAUGAAAACAAAUGAAUUUUAAAACAUAGGAUCCCCAUCUGGAUAGGAGGACUAGUAAGUUUCAUAGCAUUUGAAGUUUUAGAUCAUUGAUCUGGGAUUCAAAGAUCACUACAGGCCCACAGCAUGCAAAAGAAAUAACAUCUUAUUCUCCAUUCUUGCUACGAAACAAAGAGCAAGAACAUAUGAUUCCCAGGCCAUCUCCCUGGCUUCCAACUUUAUCCCCACUUGUUAAUUAAGCAACCUGUCAUCAUUAUCUGAUUUGAUAAAACAGUUGAGCUGAAACCACAUUCUGUUUAGUCAUAAGGCUAUCCUGAGUUAUUUUAUGGUUUUAUAUUUCAUUGCCAACUGUCUUGAACCUAGGAGAAGGUGUCAUAUAAAUAUUUUAAAUAGUUUAAUUAUAAUGUAUAUUCAGAAACGUUAUUGCUUGUGUAAAGUGCUAAGAGAACUGAAUUACAUUAGGGCUAAACCACCUUUAAUUAGCUACAGUAAUGGUUCUUCUAUUGAUAAUAUUAAGAUAUUUGCACACUCUUCCCCUUCAUUAACUGUCACCUUGUGGAUUACCUCCUACACAUAUUUCAUCAAAUAAAGCAUGUUGUUCAUUAA
Molecule: messenger RNA, 4334 nt
Organism: Podarcis muralis (Common wall lizard)
Lineage: Eukaryota; Metazoa; Chordata; Lepidosauria; Squamata; Lacertidae
Gene: LRRC40
Product: leucine rich repeat containing 40
Cellular component (GO): cytoplasm
Molecular function (GO): protein binding
Source: RefSeq, a predicted model, not a curated record